CGAGGUUGCUGUGGUUACGGGUGACGUGUCUUACGCAGGCGACAACAAUGACGACUACGGUGCUGGCGGGGGCAGGGCUAAAGCGGAGAGUCCACAGGAAGAUGGCGCUCCCCACGGCUCCCGACCGGCGGCUCCAGCCCGACACCGAGGACAAACUAGAGCUCAACCACCGGGGCCUGGAGGAGCUCAGCAGCCUGGCCGCCGACGGAGACGGCAUCCCACUGCAUUCACCCUGGACAUUCUGGCUGGACAGGUACCGGGCGGCGGGGGAGCCUGGCUGGAGUGGCGGAAACACUGUGUGACUGUGUGACACUGCCAGCUGAAUAAUAAUAAUCAUAAUAUUAUACUGGCUGAUAAUAACACUGACUGCUAGCUGAAUAAUAAUAAUAAUAAUAACAAUAUUAUACGCUGACUGCUGGCUGCCUAUUAUACGCUGGCUGCUGGCUGCCUAUUAUACACUGACUGCUGGCUGCCUAUUAUACGCUGGCUGCCUAUUAUACACUGACUGCUGGCUGCCUAUUAUACGCUGGCUGCUCUAUUAUACAAUUGACUGCUGCUGCUCUAUUAUAUACUGGGAUUGCUGCUGCCUAUUAUACGCUAAGCGUUUCUAUUAUAUACUGGAUGCUGGCUGUUUGCUAUAAUGCUGGGCGUUUGCUAUAUACUGGACUGCUGGCGUUUGGUUGCGCUGGCGUUUAUUAUGCUACUCGACCGCUGGCGUUUAUUAUACGCUAAGCGUUUGCUACUGAUCGCUGGCUGCCGCAUAUACGCUGGCGUUUGCUAUAUACUGGGACUGCUGGCUGCCAGCGCUGCUGCUUCUAUUAUACGCUGCUGCUUGGCUAUAAUGCUGGACUGCUGGCUGUUUGUUGCAUGCUGCUGCUACGCUGCUAUGGCUACUGACUGCUGCUGUUUAUUGGUACGCUGGCGUUUGUUGCGGCACUGGACUGCUGGCGUUUGCUAUACGCUGGGCGUUUAAGCGUAUACUGGCCGCUGGGCGUUUGCUAUAUACGCUGGCGUUUGCUAUACGCUGGCUGCCUAUUAUACGCUGGCUGCCUAUUAUAUGCUGGCUGCUGGCUGCCUAUUAUACACUGACUGCUGGCUGCCUAUUAUACACUGACUGCUGGCUGCCUAUUAUACACUGACUGCUGGCUGCCUAUUAUACACUGACUGCUGGCUGCCUAUUAUACGCUGGCUGCUGGCUGCCUAUUAUACACUGACUGCUGGCUGCCUAUUAUACGCUGGCUGCCUAUUAUACACUGACUGCUGGCUGCCUAUUAUACGCUGGCUGCCUAUUAUACACUGACUGCUGGCUGCCUAUUAUACACUGACUGCUGGCUGCCUAUUAUACGCUGGCUGCCUAUUAUACACUGACUGCUGGCUGCCUAUUAUACGCUGGCUGCCUAUUAUACGCUGGCUGCCUAUUAUACGCUGACUGCUGGCUGCCUAUUAAUAACAAUAAUAUACACUGGCUGCUGUUAUGCACUGACUGCUGGCUGGCUAUUAUACACUGACUGCUGGCUGUUGUCUGCUAUAGCUCACAUUAACUCUUACAGGGUAAUUAAAUGAAACCUCACUGGUUUUAUCUAGAAUUUAGACUUCAACUGACCACUGUUGCCCUCCCCUUUUCCCAAUUCCUGUUUCUUGUACAUUCGGUCUCUAUCUUUGUUCCUCCCUCUUCCUUGUGGUGGUUUAUGUUUUAUUUUUUUGUGUGUUACAAUUCACCUUGGUUUAGUCCUAUGUUCAAUUAAAACAACUAUUUAUGUUAAGUGUCAUCAUUGGCAAAAGCUGGCGAAUCUAAGUUCCACUUCAAUUGCUAAAUUAAACACAAUUGGUGAUCAAAAUGAACACCACUGGAAGGCAUACUGUGUACAUUGUGUACGUGCAAUGAAAUGGUGUAAUGGAAAUUUGGAGGAAAAGAUGAUGUGAGUGUAGUCUAAUCCUUAAGGUACAAGGGGCAUUAGGUAAGGGAAAGGGGUGAUGGUAUAGUUUAACCCCUUAAGGGCACAACUUCUGGAAUAAAAGGGAAUCAUGAUGGAAUAUUUCCAUCAUGUGUCCUUAAGUUCCACAUACAGGGAGUACAGUUAAAUCAUAUGUAAGAUACAAUUUUCAAAUUGUGUAGUGCACUGGAUGAACUCAAAACCCUCUGAUUGCAAAAGCUAAGCAUUUGUUUGCAAAUGCUUUCUUUUCCGUAAUGGAAAGAAGGGAUGUUAUUUGGAGUCCUAGUGGAGAAAUGUAAAAUCAUUCCUAGGGUAACUCCAAAGUGAAGUUGUGACUUGUGUGCUAAACAUGUAAGUUUAAAAACCAUUCUACGCAAUCUUAAUAGUGAUGGGGUGCUGUAUUUUAUGGUUAAAGGGACACGAUAGUCACCAAAACCACUUUAGCGUAACAAAGUUCUAUGUUGUAUAGAUCAUGUCCCUGCAGUCUCACUGCUUAAUUCUGUAAUUAUGCAGUCUAGUCUCACCACUCUGCAUGUGACCUGCACAGCCUUCCUAAACACUUGUAAAGUGUCAUCUAAUGUUUACACUUCCUUUAUUGCACAUUCCAUUUAACUUAUAAUUUAUCUCCUGCACAGUUUAGUUUGCUAAGCACUGCAAGAGACUGGUAUGUAAUUAAACUGCUAUUGACAGAGCAGGAGAUAACAACUGUUAACAUAGUUUACAAUGGACAACGAAACCAUUUUGUGUUUAUGCACAGCAAAGGGGAGGUAUGGUUAGAGCUACAUAAACUAAAACAAAGGUGAUUUAACUCCUUAAUAGCAGUGAAACACCAGGGGCAUGAUUCAUUAAGCUAAAAUUGUUUUGGUGACUAUUGUCCUUUAAGACUGAAAUUGGCAAUCGCAUUCUGCUAGUAUUUAAAUACUUGAAAGUGGCUGCCAAUUAGAGGGAUAUUUACAAAUUUUUGCUUAAGACUUUAGAAAGUGACAUCUUUGGGUUGGAUCCCAUGGAUGUGGGGUGAAGUCAAAGGUAAGGCUUGCUUAAAUGUAGGCCUUUCCUUUUUCCAGCGUUGGGCGGAGUGCUCUCCUUUUCUCCUCCCCUUCGGCUGAAUGCGCACGCGCGGCAAGAGCUGCACGCACAUUCAGCCAGUCACAUAGGAAAGCAUUCAGAAUGCUUUCCUAUGGACGAUGGCGUGCUCUCACUGUGAAAAUCAGUGAGAAGCACGCAAGCGCCUCUAGCGGCUAUCAAUGAGACAGCUGCUAGAGGGAAUGGGGGAAGGCUUAACCCAUUCAUAAACAUAGCAGUUUCUCUGAAACUGCUAUGUUUAUGAAAAAAUGGGUUAACUGUAGCUGGACCUGGCACCCAGACCAUUUCAUUAAGCUGAAGUGGUCUGGGUGCCUAGAGUGGUCCUUUAAGAAUAAAAUUGCAAUAUUGCAAAGUUUGCAGCUAGUACAAACAUAAAAUUAUUUAUUUUUAUUGUAUUUGUUUGGUAAACAAUAGUUUCCUUUUUAUAUGAACCCUAUAAUGUUGGGAAGGCAAACUAAUUCUAACAUAAGUGUUCCUCUUACUACAGGUUUUACACCUGAUGUGUUUUUUUUUUUUUGAACUUCUAAAUAUAACUGAAAUCCUAGUCAUAUCUUAUAUGUAUCUGGACUAAAUGGUGAAUUUAUUUUCCUUUAUUUGCAGGUGUAUAGAAAUUAUUAAACACAACUGAUGUGUUUAUGCCAUGUUGCUUAUACAAAUAAGCUAUCAAAUGAGGUGUUCAGUGCAUCAUAUAUCAAAGCUACUAUAUUAAUGUUAAGUUAUUUAGUCACUAUACACUGCCACCAUAUCCUACUUCAUCCAUGUUUUGUCUCCUGUAACAACCACUUCCAGUCUGCAUGCAGCCUUUGAUUUGUCCUGCUUGGUAGGAGAGCUUUAAUUGUGGGUAUAAACUUUUGAAAAAAGCUUUCAAAAGCUGCAUAUCUUGUCUGACACCUUUUCCAGCCCCACUUAUCUGUAACAGACUAUACUUUCUGUACCUGGCCAAUCACAGAAUUCCCAAUGCAGCUCAAUGAGAAGUCUUUGCAAGGCAGUUGCUCAGUGCAAUUGCUGCCUCACUGAGCUAAAAAAACCAGGAAGUAACACUACUUGUUUUCUGACUGCCAGCAGAACAUAAUGUUUAAUUUAAUUGCAUGUCAGAUGCAAUUGUCUUUAAAUUGCUAUUUUAUUUUUUAAAUUUUUUACACAUGUUCAAAGUAUAUGCAAAGUUAAGAAACCCAAUAUGGGCCUUUCUCGUGCAUUUCACUUUGUAGUAAACUAUGUAUUUUCAGAGAAAAUGCAGUGUUUACAUUACAGCCUGGGAUACCUCCACUGGCCACUCCUCAAAUGGCUACUAGAGGUGCUUCCUGGGACAGCAUUGUGCAGCACUGCCAUUCAGUGUUUCCUCCCUCUGAAUGGAGACACUGAACUUGACUCACAGAUGCACUAAUUCAGUGCAUCUGAGAUGUGGAUUGGCCAAGGCUGUUUCGCUCUGCCGCCUCGACAGUCUCAGCCAAUCCUAUAGGAAGGCAUUGAUUGGCUCAGAGCAACACUUGGUGUCAGCCAACUGGCAGAUAAUGGCCAGGGCCAGCAGCUGCAGACCUUAACAAAAGUAAGAUUACUAUAUUUAGAGGAGGCAGGGGUGGCUAGAUGGUGGCUUUAACACUAUAGGGUCAGAAAUACAUGUUUGUUUUCCUGACCCUAUAGUGUUCCUUUAAGUCUAAUGUGGCUGUCUAUGCAGUCCUUGUCACACUCUUUCUGCCUGACUUACUGUGAUUUAACUCCUCAGGUUCUGGCAUUCACAACUUCCACAGCAGGACAUAAGGUUUAAUUGCAUGUUAGAUGCAAUUGGCCUCAAACUGCAAUUUAAAAUUAAAAUUUAAAAAAAUUAACACAUGUUGCAGUAUGUGCAAAGUGAAGAAACACAAUGUGGGUCGUUCUCAUGCAUUUAAUUGGUAGGCUUUUUAUGCACAACGUGCUAUGGCAGAUAACAUGCUUGUUUGAUCACACACAGCUCAAGCUGCUUGCAAUUUGAAUUUACCAUCGUUUUUGUUUUCCAGGUCUCUUCCAGGAACAACAGCAGCAGAAUGUGAAUCAAACUUGAAAAAAAUAUAUACAGUGCAAACUGUCCAGGUAAGAGAGUUAGCAAAAAUUGUGUAUGAAAGAUCUCUAAUCUAUGACCAGAUGUUCAGAAGGAUUCUAGGGACUACUGGCUAAUUACCUGUAGAUGCUUCUAAAACACUUGUGUGCUCGGGUAACAUUACAGACAAUAAUACUUAUAAGCCUUUAGUAUCUUAAGACCUAUUCUAAUAACGUAAAUAAAAUGCAAGCAGUCUUCAGCUGCCACUCUGUACUGUACAGGCACACUAGUGUAAUUUGAUAUUCUUGUGAUAAAUAGAUAAAAAAUGGUGAGCACUCAAUACAGAAUAAUAUUACCCACAAUUAAGUUAAUAACUGAAAAAAGAAACAGAAAAUAACAUAGGGUAAUAACGUCAGAGUAAAAUACACAACGGAGGGGUAGAUUGCACUCACAUACAGGGAGCCAAUUAGAAGCUGGCUCAAGCUGCAUGCCUUGAACAGAAGUAAUCCUUAGGACUGGAACAAGCUUUCGCUGGGUUCUUCCCAAGAUAAAUGUGGAAAUCAGGAACGCAGGUUCAGGAUUAAACACAAACUUUAAUUGUAAAUGAAGUAAAAAAACUACAUAAAAUAAGUAAGGAAAGUCCCAUAAAAAAUAUAUAAAUAGUCCCAGGAUGUCCUUGAAAAUCACCUAACGCGUUUCGGCACAAAAGCCUUCGUCAGAGGUGCUGUGAUUAGUCCAGGCUUGAGGUUCAAUUUAAAUCCGGUUUGGCAGAGUUUGUCGCCGCAUUGUACUUCCAGGUUCUGACGUCAGGACAUGCCCUGCGUCAUCACGUCCUAGUGUCACUUCCGGUUUCGGUGAAUAUGAUGUGUGGGAACUGUCAAAAUAGAAACACAAGCAUUCUUGGCUGUAUAUAGCAUAAAGUCUACAGAAAUAAACUUGAGACACAAACCAUUAAUGAAAGGAGAAUUAUUCUAACAGUGAAUCUAAAUAUACAACUGGCCAUAUUGAUCCCAAAAGAUUUUGUUAAAUAAUGGUUAGGAAAAAAUAUAAGGGAGAAAGAGUGAUUGUAAAUAAUAAAAACAUAAAAUACUGUUUAUAAAAAGAGGAAUAAUCGAGACAAAAAUAUUAAAUAGAAUUGGUGUUCAAGAGUAUUUUACUCUGACGCUAUUACCCUAUGUUGUUUUCUGUUUCUUUUUUCAGAUAUUAAUUUAAUUGUGGGUAAUAUUAUUCGGUAUUGAGUGCUCUCACCAUUUUUUAUCUAUUUAUCACUUGUGUUUAUUUUAGUGGUUAUUGUGGCCCACUAAGGUGAUAGUAGCACCAGCGUUUGUUCAAAACAUUUUACACCGUGUGUUUUGUAUUUAAUUUGAUAUAUUCUUGAUGAUACCUGGACAAGUUUCUUGUCAAACGUUUUAUACAGCAGUCUUGUUUGUUACUGUACUGCUAUUUUGUUAAUACUGUAUUGCAUCAGUGGAUUCAAGUACGACUUCACAAAAAUUCAUACCCAUUCUUAAGCAAAGGUUAGCAAUUUGAGAGUUAAAUGGUAUUCAGGCCGCGUGGGUUAUAGCUGGUCUCUUAAUAAAUUACAUGCAGGCUAGAGAAACCAUGACCCUAGUAUCACUCUGGUUAAUCAAUGAUUAACUCUAAACUUUCUGGCAAUCAUGCAAUGAGUCUAGGGGAAAUAAAGGCAUAUUGCAUAAUGCUCUUCAAGCAGCAGUAAUCACAGAUGGGUUGUUUAUGGAUAUAUGUGUGUAUUUUUUUUUCAGCUGAGCACAACCCUGCUUAGCUUAGUGGUGCUAACUGGAUGCUCCUGCAAGGAGACUCCAAAGUGUACCCAGCGGGACCUAGGUAAUUUUUUCAUCUGAGGUCUCAGGUAAAGAAUGGAACUUAUAAGUCAAAGUUGCAGUUUCCCAGUGCGGUGGUCUGCUUAAUCGCCGUCUUGUGUAUAUUUAUUUAAAAUGAAGAAACGAUGGCACAAUAAUGGAAGGUAAUGCAGUGUUCGUUUAUUGUUCCCUGUGUGGGCCGUGAUAUGCAAACUUUGUAAUGGUCCUUGGAGUGUUCCUUUCAAAGCACCAGACACAAUAGAGCUGUUCUGGUGCAAAAACUGUCCAGGCAGUGCUUUUGGUACUGCCUGUCCUGAGAGAAAAGGGGAAACUAACUGCUGCUUGUACUAUGGAAAAUGUACAGUAAGACUUUAUUUUUGUACCUGCUCAUUAGGGACUUCUGUAGUAAGCAAAUGGCUGAACUAAACCUAUGGGUGUGUCAUGCCAAAAGCAUGAGUUGGUGUUUGAUGUAUUGAUAUAUGUUAAGAGUUGGUUUGGUUUUUUUGUGUUUUUUUUUGGUUUUUGUUUUGUUUUUUAAAACCUUGGGAUGAUGUUUGUGGUCGUUGAUCUGGCUAGAUAGCCUUCACCAGAGCUGGACACAAGGAACUGCAUAGAGAGGGCAAUAAACUGUCAGACCAACACCCUCUGAUUCCCACCCCCCACCCCCCAGGGGUCUGCCCACUGAGAAACAACUAGUUUAGAUAUAUAAUGAGGGUGCUGGACUAUCCAGAGUUAUGCAUUUUUCUUUUGUCAGCAACUUCUAGGAGACCUAUACCAUCUAAGACUCCCACAAGAAUUCUAUAUGGGGUAACUACAUGUAAGGAAUUUCUUGUUUUCUCCUAUUUUAUAUACUGUUUUGCAAUUUAUCUGUCAUUUAUUUCUGUAUUUUGUACUCAGCACUGUGACUUUUUUUUUUUGUCAGAUUAAAUGUUUACUUAAUCAGCUUGUGUCUCUGUUCUCUGAGCUUCACUCUCCAGAGGAAAGCUCAGGUAAACACGUUACCAAAAGGGGUUAACUAUAUAUGUUUUAUCAGUAAAAGUAGAACUGUGAUACUAUAAUUCUCCUGUGUGUGGGGUAACCUAAGAUGCCCAGGUUAAAAGUCUUGGUGUUGGCAGUAAAGUGUGUAGAAGGGAUUGCAGGGGUUAAUUGGUUGCUGGGACUAGCAACCGGUAACCAGGGGUCUGGUGUCAUUAACCCUGUCACUUCCACACUCUCCCCACUGUCUCGGCUGGGACUAUAGCCCACGCUCGUGACAGUGUGUACAUCAAAAAAGGAAUUUAUGGCAACUGAUGAUCUGUAUGGUUCUUUAAUACAAGAGGCUUCCAUUGACUGGAUUAAAGUGUUUCCCAAGGUAGCUUUCAUUUAAGAGUUGUGGGGUUUAGAUCUUUCUACUCUUAAAAAUAAAUGAGGCUUGUUUAUAGGUAUUACAAAUCAUAGUGCUUUCCAACAGUACAAAAUAUAAAUGUUGGACCAUAUGUGUAAUUACACCUUGGGGUAGAUUGUUUUCCCCCAAAAAAUAUUUGUGGUGCGGUCAUAGUAACUAUGUAUAAUGUAAACUUACAUGACAAUCUCUCUCCAAGGUCCUAUUCGUGUGUCUAGAUUUAUUGGUUUCUCUAGUAUAAGCCAUAUUUAAUGUGAUCUUCCUUCCCUCUGUAGAGUUUCUGGAGUGUGUAUAACAAUAUUCCACCAGUUACAAAUCUCCCGCUGCGAUGUAGCUACCACUUGAUGAGGGGAGAGAGAAAGCCGCUUUGGUGAGUUCGCAUAGGAAUGGAUUUCAUUUUUCAGUGGUCCACUUCAUUGCAUUAAAUGUUCAGCCUACUAUAUUGCUUGGCUUCCAUAUGUACCACAUGAAAUGUCCUCAGAUCUGUAAGACCAUAGAUUUCCUGGUACCAUGCAUCGUGUGAUAUUACUUUAUAAUGGCAUCUUCUCACUGAUAAAGAUGCAAUAGGAGCUAUUCACUAAAUGCUAAAAGGCAGCUGGCUUUUAGUUUUGCAAACUUGGCAAAAAAGUCAGACCAAAUUUUCUCAUGGAUCUUGGUAAUGUAAGGCCUAUUUCAUUCACUGAUUAAAGUCAACCUCUCAAUUAUCAAUAACAAACUAUGCAUUUAGCCAAUUCAAAUUGUCUUUGUAUUGCAGACUAAUUGUACCAGUCAACCCUAAGUACUAUGUAAAUAAUGGCUAGAACACCUGCAUUGCAGUGGGUUGCUAUCAUUAAUCUAGAGGAAAUGUUAAACAGCUCAUCAAAAUAUUGUAGUAUUGUGACUGUUUUCUCUUAAACAUAAGUAAAGAUCUGUUAACACUGGUGCUAGAUCAUCUGAAAUGGCUGGGAACAUCAGAUUGUAUUGCUUUAUAACCAUGAAUAUUUAAAAUGUGUAUAAACUAAAUGUCAAUUUUGAUCUGUUGUACAGUCUUAAUGACUUUGAUACUGCUGUAAAACUGGGAUGUGCUAUUAAAUGGCACAUGAAAAGAUUGCAUAGAAGGCUUCUGUUUAGCAGCAAGCCUAUCUUUCUGCACUGAACUCAACAGCAAUGUAUGUUGUGCAAGACUUUACCUUUUAGUACUAAAUUACUCUCUUACUUUUCUUCUAUGCAGGGAAGAAGAAAGUAAUGCCAAGGGAGGGGUAUGGAAAAUGAAAGUUCCAAAGGAAAGCUCAGUAAGUAUUUCCACACAAAGCAAUGACAUUAGGUUGUGUGUUUGUGUGGUUUUUUUUUCUGAAUCUUAUUUUAUCCUCUAGGCUUUGGUUUGGAAAGAAUUACUACUGGCUACCAUUGGAGAGCAGUUUACAGAUCACUGUGCAAUUGGUAAGUUUAAGUUCUUUGUUUUUCAUAAAAGUACUAUGGCUUAUUCCAUAUUGGUACCUCUUUAGUGUUCUUUAGAGGUCAAUUAUAUAUCAUGGUGCUUGAACAGUGACCUCAUGCAUGUUUCAUUAAUAAAGAGGGCAGGCAAAACUAGAUUAAUUUUAUGAAAUGAUCCACAUGGUCAAAGACUGUCGUCAAUGUUAAAAACAAAUUCUGACUUUAUUCACCCUGGAUUUAAUUCCUCAAAGGGACACAUCUGGUGUGUUUACUGAAAAUCAGGCUGAGAUGUGGUAUUAAAAUCUAGCCUGCCUUCUGUAUAUUUUCCUUAAUCUGUUCUUCCAUAACAAAGUGUAUUUAUGAAUAAAAUUAAAGAGUAAAAAGUAAAGCACCGUCUUGCAUUCGUUGCGAGAAACAAACGACGGCUAAAGCUUCUGCUUCUUUAGCAUCACCAAAUGCAUAAAGGUUAGCUGACUGUGCUAAUCUUUGCCUGGUAUUGCUUGUUGGUUUAAUAAGGUGUUAAUUAUUGCAAUGCUGUUCCAAUGAUGCACUACUUUAGAAAGUGCAUGCCCUCAUCCAUAACUUGUCUGAGACCAGAGGCAUCCAUGGGCAGCAACAUUGAACAUGGAUAUGUGGUAGAGGUAAAUGGUUUUCUGUUUUGUGCCUUGGUAAACUCUUCACCCACCCCUUCCCUUGAGUCAUUCUGUGGUUCUCUUGCUAGAUGAUGAAGUGAUUGGUGUCAGUGUAAGUGUCCGUGACCGUGAAGAUGUAGUUCAAGUUUGGAAUGGAAAUGCCUGUGUUGUCGGUGAAGCAACUGUUUUAGAGAAAAUUUACAAACUUCUGCCAAACACAUCUUUCAAAGCUGUAUUUUAUAAACGUAAGUAUUUAAACAAAUCUUACUAUCUUUCUUAUUUAGCAUAGUAUUAAAAUCUUCUAUGUAUAAUUUUGUUUUCUAAAAUGCAGGGAAGAGUUUAAGUCGCCCUUUAGCUGAUCCACCGCAGUCAACGGUAGCAAUGUAUGUAAUUCCUUUUCUUAGUGACGACACUGAGACUGCAGACCGCUGGUUUCUCAUGAAUUAAAUGUGGAUAAAACAUGUCAGAUAUUGCAGAUUCCUAUGCUGUAGGCUUUUACUCUACAAUAAAGACUGCUUGCUCACCUACCUUUGUGUGCAAGGAUCCUAUGUAUCGUGUGUAUGCAUACACAAUGGAGACUAGUUUGCAGCAGGGUUUCAAUAUUAUAAUGAAAUACAUGUUUGUGUUUUCUCUUGCAGCCCAUGAAGAGCAUCAUGCCUUUGAAGGUGGCCGUUCAAGACAUUAGCUUCACUGUAGCAUUUUAUUUUUCUUUAACCCUUUGACUUCUUAGCAGUUAUAAUAUCUGGAUCACAUGCUGUGAGAGGGUUGGUUAUAUCUGUAAAGAUGUCGGUCUUGCAGUUUAUUUAUUUUUGUUUGUGUAUUUUUUUUUUUUCCCUAAAAUUUUAAAAAUAUCAUGCAAGUUACUUUUAUUUUUUUUCUCCCCACUUCAGAAUGGGCAAACUAGUAAUCAAAGUAAAGAACAAACUUGUAUCUCACUUUAUUAAAAGUGAUGCUUUUAGUUUUUUAUUCUUAACACUGCGUGCACUGCUCCAGCACUCAGUGUUUAGUCUUACCAUGUCUGUUUCAGUAAUAUCAAUAUCAUUUUUAAUGUACGUUCUGCCUGUAUACACUGGGAGCAGUUUUUAUGGACUUUAAAGCUGGAGGUUGGAAACAUCCACUGUCCUACUUAUUGCAAGCUCUCCCUUAAGCUGAUCUGUUAAUGUAGUUACUCAGGGCUAACUUAGUCAAUUUUAAUUGGGGCUACCCAAUUAGAGAAGGGGUGCUUUUUGGCUCUCUUGUGACAUCCUCUAACCCUGGCAUCCAGUCCUCGCUUACAUGGAGGACUUGAUCCAUCCAAAACCCUGUGGGUACUGGGUCUUCUCGAGCAUUCACUAUGCUUUGCUCUGGAACAUCUUUGCAGAGCAUGAUAAAGUAAACGUUUCAUUCAACUAAUGGAGUAUGCACAAUCAUGAAAUGCUGCUUUUGGUUUUGUUUUUUUCUUGCUGUGUAGUUUAGAUUUAUAUUGGUUGAUUCUUUAGCUUCAUGAUGUUUAGAACAUUCCUUUCACUGUAACUUUAAUUCCCCCCCAAAAACUAUUGUAUAUAACAAAAGAACUGGCCUUGCCCUGACAAGAUUACACUGGGCCUCUGGUACAGUAGAGUUUACCCCUGAAAGGUUGAAACUUGGUAUUUGCUGCUGUCUCUCACAAGGCUUUACUGUAUCAAAUGGUUGCAUAAGCUCUUCUCAAAUAUGAAGUAUCUCUGAAUUGGGAAACAUCACGUAGAGUACAUUUCUUUUGGGGGUUUUUGUGUGCAUUUUAUUGAAAGAAAACUGACCAUUGGCCCAGAUUUCAACAUUCUGCAGGAAACACUUGUUGCAUUGUAGUAACACUUCUGGUUUUAUUCACAAAGCUUGGAUUUGUGGGGAACUGACCAUUUUAGGCCAAAAUAGUCCAAAAUAUUUCCCCAGUUCCCCUCAAUCUUGGUGGCUAUUUUAGUGUAACAUGGUUUCACAGUUAAAUUCCUUUAUUCGAUGAAUAAUCCCAUCUUGUGUAAACUUAUUUUAAGAAUGUUUAUUCCUAGAAUAGCAAAAUGUUUGUAACUGCCUUUGGUUUUAAAUUUUUUUUUUUUUUGUUUGGGUUUUUUGUUUACCUUCCACACAUUUGCUUUUAAAGUCUUCUAGCACAUUCUUGACUGCAAAUUUGCAUUUAAAAAAAAUGACACCUUUCGAUCUUCCUGUUAGGGAGACUGCAUUUGAUGUGCCAAGGUUAAGCAAUAUUCUAAUAUCCUCUUCUGAUUGUAGCAUUACUGUGAAAAUGUCAGUUCACCCUUUGAGUGCAUUUUAUUUUUUCAGGGUUAUAAGUUUUAUUCUUAGAACCAAAGAUUUAGCAGUCUAAAAAAGGAAGCUGGGAGUGAAUGUACAGUAACCACUGGACAUCAUAUACAUUUUUUUCUGAUUUUAAAAAAAAAAACUUGUUACUGGAUAUGCCUGCUUCAUACAGUAAAGUAGGAAGUUCCUCUAGCAAUUUUGUCAAGAUUGCACUGACAUACACCCAUCAAUCAAAUCUUAAUUUAUCUUUUCCUUUAUCUUUUUAUGCUCUCAUAUGUAUUUAUAAACUGCUUAUAUAUAAAUGUGUAUUCAGUUGUAUUGUGAAUAAAGAUUUUCUAAAGUC
Molecule: messenger RNA, 12888 nt
Organism: Pelobates cultripes (western spadefoot toad)
Lineage: Eukaryota; Metazoa; Chordata; Amphibia; Anura; Pelobatidae
Source: the annotation of a GenBank genome assembly